AUGACGCAGGGUCCGGGCGGGCGCACGCCCCCCGCACCCCCUGCGCCCCCGGAGCCCGAGGCGCCCACCACCUUCUGCGCGCUGCUGCCGCGCAUGCCGCAGUGGAAGUUCGCCGCCCCCGCGGGCUUCCUGGGCCGGGGCCCGGCUGCACCGCGCACAACCGGGGGCGCGGGGGCCGCCGACUCCCAGCCCGAGCCGGCCGGCCCGGCUGGCGUCCCAGCGCUGGCGGCGGCGGUCCUGGGCGCCUGCGAGCCGCGCUGCGCCGCACCUUGCCCGCUGCCCGCGCUCAGCCGCUGCCGGGCCUCCGGGGCCCGGGGACCGCGGGGCGCGCGGGGGGUGGCCGGGCCCCCGGACGCCGCCGCCGACGAGUGGAUCCGCAAAGGCAGCUUCAUCCACAAGCCGGCGCACGGCUGGUUACACCCAGACGCCAGGGUCCUGGGGCCCGGGGUCUCCUACAUCGUGCGGUACAUGGGCUGCAUUGAAGUCCUCCGCUCCAUGCGCUCUCUGGAUUUUAACACCCGCACCCAGGUGACCAGGGAAGCCAUCAACCGGCUUCAUGAGGCAGUGCCUGGUGUCCGGGGCUCCUGGAAGAAGAAGGCCCCCAACAAAGCGCUGGCCUCCAUCCUGGGCAAGAGCAACCUGCGCUUUGCGGGCAUGAGUAUCGCUGUGAGCAUCUCCACCGAUGGUCUCAACCUCUCUGUGCCCGCCACACGCCAGAUCAUUGCCAACCACCACAUGCAGUCCAUCUCCUUCGCGUCAGGUGGCGACACGGACAUGACGGAUUAUGUGGCCUAUGUAGCCAAGGAUCCCAUCAACCAGAGAGCCUGCCACAUCCUGGAGUGCUGUGAGGGCCUCGCCCAGAGCAUCAUCAGCACCGUGGGCCAAGCCUUCGAGCUGCGCUUCAAACAGUACCUGCACAGCCCCCCCAGGGUGGUUGUGCCCCCAGAAAGGCUGACCAGGCCAGAGCAGUCGGCCUGGGGGGACGAGGAGGAAACGGAACACAAUUACUACAACAGCAUCCCAGGGAAGGAGCCGCCCCUGGGUGGGCUGGUGGACUCCAGGCUCACCCUAACUCAGCCCUGUGCCCUCGGGGCCCUCGGAGCCCUCGGCCAGGGGCUAUCUCCUGCUCGAAGGGACGCGCACAGCCUGCCGUGGGACCUGGGCCCCUCCGGUACCGGCCCACCGGGGGACGGCUACGUGCAGGCCGAUGCCAGGGGCCCUAGCGACUAUGAGGACCACCUGUACGUCAACACACAGGGUCUGGAAGCCCCAGAGGCCCUCCAGCCAGAGGACAGUCCCAAGAAGGAUCUGUUUGACAUGCGACCCUUCGAGGAUGCUCUCAAGCUGCACGAGUGCUCUGUGGGGACGGGCACGGCGGCAGCGCCCCUUCCCUUGGAAGACCAGUGGCCCAGCCCCCCGACCCGCCGGGCCCCCAUCGCCCCCACGGAGGAGCAGCUGCGGCAGGAGCCCUGGUACCACGGCCAGAUGAGCCGAAGGGCGGCGGAGAAGCUGCUUCGAGCCGACGGGGACUUCCUGGUGCGCGACAGCGUCACCAACCCUGGGCAGUACGUCCUCACGGGCAUGCACGCGGGGCAGCCCAAGCACCUGCUGCUCGUGGACCCCGAGGGCGUGGUGCGGACCAAGGAUGUGCUCUUUGAGAGCAUCAGCCAUCUGAUCGACUACCACCUGCAGAACGGGCAGCCCAUCGUGGCUGCCGAAAGCGAGCUGCAUCUGCGCGGUGUGGUCAAACGUGAGCCCUGA
Messenger RNA from Callorhinus ursinus (northern fur seal), 1761 nucleotides. It is a transcript of the gene SHC2, whose product is annotated as SHC adaptor protein 2. Gene Ontology annotation, biological process: cell surface receptor protein tyrosine kinase signaling pathway; intracellular signal transduction. NCBI's taxonomy places the organism in Eukaryota, Metazoa, Chordata, Mammalia, Carnivora, Otariidae. The record is from RefSeq and is a predicted model, not a curated record. Gene Ontology annotation, cellular component: plasma membrane. Gene Ontology annotation, molecular function: receptor tyrosine kinase binding.